Molecule: messenger RNA, 990 nt
Organism: Rodentolepis nana
Lineage: Eukaryota; Metazoa; Platyhelminthes; Cestoda; Cyclophyllidea; Hymenolepididae
Source: the annotation of a GenBank genome assembly
AUGGGCUUGGAGCUAUGGUUGCUCCUCCUUGUAUCCUUUGCCACGGUUGCUGUAAUGAUUGCGUUUUUUGCUUUAAUAUUCCUCUAUCUUUCUACUAAUCCCUAUCCAGAUAUUGAGAGAGAACUUUCAGAAAAAUUAUUUUAUGAUCCAAAAACUGCAGAAUACUUGAAAUUCCCAUAUGGUCUUAGUCAAAGACCUGAAGUUGAGCUGUCUGUAAUAAUACCUGCCUACAAUGAAUCACAAAGGCUUCCAAAAAUGUUGGAUGAAGCUCUUGCUUACUUAACUUCACGUGUAAUGUCUCAAUCGAAAUUUACUUAUGAAGUUAUCAUUGUCGAUGAUGGAAGUAUUGAUGAUACUUACCAGGUUGCUCUUUCGUAUUCAGAAAAGAAUACUUCUAACGUUGUCCGUGUUUUAAAACUCACGCGUAAUCGAGGAAAGGGGGCUGCUGUUCGGUUUGGCAUGCUCUCAGCCCGAGGGAAAUUUUUAUUAUUUGCCGAUGCGGACGGUGCAACUCGUUUUCGUGAUAUUGAAUCAUUAGAGAAACAAAUGGCUCGUAUGAUUUCAUCAAAAUGGGAUGGAGGAAUGGCAGUGAUAUGCGGUUCUCGAGCACAUCUCCAGAAAGAGGCGACAGCGAAGCGAAAUCCCCUUCGUAAUCUUCUGAUGCAUGGCUUCCAUUUCGCUGUUUGGCUCUUAUGUGUUCGUGGAGUUAAGGACACUCAGUGUGGAUUCAAACUAUUUAGUCGUCGAGCCGCUCGUUUACUUUUUAGAAAUCAGCACGUUGAAAGAUGGGCGUUUGAUGUAGAUCUUCUCUAUCUUGCUCAACAUCUUUCCGUGGAAAUUUGUGAGGUUCCCGUCAAUUGGCAGGAAAUCGAGGGCUCAAAGAUUGUUCCAAUUUUCUCCUGGCUCCAGAUGGCUAAGGACCUAAUACUUAUUCGGCUGCGCUACGCCCUCGGAGCCUGGAAAAUCGAACAGUCGCAUCAUCUUGAAUGA